This is a messenger RNA of Acaulospora morrowiae, 5650 nucleotides long. The record is from the annotation of a GenBank genome assembly. NCBI's taxonomy places the organism in Eukaryota, Fungi, Glomeromycota, Glomeromycetes, Diversisporales, Acaulosporaceae.
ACAUUUUUCUCUGGGAAGUUGCGAGCACACAGGAAAAACUAAAUUUUCUUCUGGUCACUUUCACCCCGUUCUUUGGCCGGUCUUACGGUAUCUUAACAAAUACUUGAAAAGAUCAACCGUCAAUAUGAAUGGACAUCAGUUCACGUAUUCGUCCGCGCCGCUUAGGCGAGUUAAAUAUGUACAGUUUGGGAUAUUAUCACCAGAAGAAAUAAAACAAAUGUCGGUCGCCCAAAUUGAACAUCCUGAAACCAUGGAUGAAAGUAGCCCUCACCGACCUAAACAAGGAGGUUUACUGGAUCCUCGUAUGGGUACAAUAGAUAGAAAUUAUAAGUGUCAGACGUGUGGUGAAGGCAUGUCCGAAUGUCCCGGACAUUUUGGUCACAUCGAACUGUGUAAGCCUGUUUUUCACAUAGGGUUUUUGCCCAAAGUAAAAAAGAUCCUCGAGUGCAUUUGCCUAAAUUGUUCCAAGCUAAAGACAGACGAUUCGAAUGCCAAUUUCGUUCAAGCACGUAAGAUUCGUGAUCCAAAGCGUCGACUCAUAGCUGUGUGGGACAUCUGUAAAAAUAAAUCGUCAUGCGAACGUGGUGAAGAUCCGGAACAGGAUGCGGACAAGAACUCGGAUUACGAAGAUUAUGUUCAUACGACUGUUCAGAAACCGACGGAUAAAAAGACCGACGAAGAGCUAGGUUUAGUUAGAAAAAAGAAACCCCACGGAGGUUGCGGCCAUAAACAGCCAACCAUCCGUAAGGAAGGUUUGAAACUUUAUGUGAAUUAUAAAAGUAAAGAUGAGGAUCAGUCGGCGCAAGAUACAAGAAAACUUCUUACUCCCGGUGAAGUGCACCUUAUUUUCAAAAAGAUCAAUCCCCAAGAUCUUCGUGAUAUGGGAUUAAAUGCUGAAUACGCUAGACCGGACUGGAUGAUUAUAACUAUACUUCCUGUUCCUCCACCGCCCGUACGUCCCAGUAUAUUAAUGGACGGGACGGGUCGUGGUGAAGAUGAUUUAACUCACAAGCUGGCGGACAUUUUGAAAGCCAAUCAGAACGUGAAACGAUAUGAGGCUGAAGGUCACCCUGCGCAUGUUGUCAAUGAGUUUGAAGCUUUGUUACAGUUUCACUGUGCCACUUACAUGGACAACGAAAUGGCAGGUCAACCGCAGGCGCUCCAAAAAUCGGGAAGACCUCUGAAGUCGAUACGUGCACGUCUUAAGGGAAAGGAAGGACGUUUGCGCGGAAAUCUAAUGGGAAAACGCGUGGAUUUUUCGGCACGCACAGUUAUCACCGGUGAUCCAAAUAUUUCGGUCGAUGAAGUUGGCGUCCCCAGAAGUAUAGCUCAAAACUUAACCUUCCCAGAAUUGGUUACCCCGUUCAACAUUGAUAAUCUUCAGAGGCUGGUGGAAAAUGGCCCUACCGAGCACCCGGGCGCUAGGUACGUGAUUAGGGAUACUGGUGAAAGAAUUGAUCUUAAGCACAUUUCGGGCAUGAGCGGAGGUUUACGAUUACAAUACGGUUGGAGAGUUGAACGUCAUCUUUCUAACGGUGACAUCGUCAUAUUUAACCGUCAACCAUCGUUGCACAAGAUGUCGAUGAUGGGUCAUAGGGUUCGUGUGAUGCCUUAUUCAACUUUUCGUCUUAACUUAUCCGUCACGACGCCUUACAACGCCGAUUUUGAUGGUGACGAAAUGAACAUGCACAUUCCGCAAUCUGUGGAAACCAAAGCCGAAAUUUCAGAGAUUUGUAUGGUUCCCAAGCAAAUUGUGUCCCCUCAGUCAAAUAAGCCCGUUAUGGGUAUCGUUCAGGAUACUUUAUGCGCCGUUCGAAAAUUUACCAAGCGUGAUUGUUUUCUAUCUAAAGAUUUGGUUAUGAACAUUUUGAUGUGGGUUGCGGACUGGGAUGGUCGCCUUCCAAUACCGUGCAUCUUAAAACCGAUCCCUUUGUGGACGGGCAAGCAAAUUCUGAGCAUGAUUAUCCCCAAGGGCAUAAAUUCUGACAAUCUUAGGCAUUCAGCUCAUCCCGAUAACGAACGUUCAGAUAUUUCCCCCGGAGAUACUAAAGUUUUGAUAGAGGAUGGUGAGUUACUUUGCGGUAUUGUUUGCAAAAAGACCGUUGGUACUUCACAGCAAGGUCUGGUGCACGUCAUAAUGCAGGAGUUGGGGCCUGAAAAAGCAAAGGACUUUUUAAAUGGUUGUCAGGCCGUGGUCAAUCAAUGGUUGUUACAGAAUGGGUUCAGUAUUGGUAUAGGUGACACGAUCGCUGACAAAGAUACAAUGGAGACAAUCACUCAGACGAUUAGUAACGCAAAGAAUAAUGUGGCGGAAAUUAUCGUGAAGGCGCAACAAGGCAAUUUGGAUUGCUCGCCGGGUAUGACCAUUCGAGAGACAUUUGAAAAUCAGGUUAACAAAGCACUGAACACUGCUCGUGAUUCUGCUGGUCGAAGCGCGGAGAAAAGCUUGAGAGAAGACAACAAUGUCAAACAGAUGGUGGUCGCUGGCUCAAAAGGUUCUUUCAUCAAUAUAUCACAGAUGACAGCUUGUGUCGGACAACAGAAUGUUGAAGGAAAACGUAUUCCCUUUGGGUUCAAGUUCCGUACCUUACCUCAUUUCACAAAGGAUGAUCAUAGUCCUGAAAGUCGUGGUUUCGUCGAGAAUUCCUACCUUCGUGGGUUGACACCACAAGAAUUUUUUUUCCACGCGAUGGGUGGUCGUGAAGGUUUAAUCGAUACGGCCGUAAAAACUGCCGAAACUGGUUACAUUCAACGUCGUUUGGUAAAAGCUUUAGAAGAUGUGAUGGUCAAGUAUGACGGUACAGUUCGUAAUUCGCUAGGUGAUAUCGUGCAAUUCUGCUACGGAGAGGAUGGAAUGGAUGCAUGUUUUGUUGAACCACAGUCUUUCGAAUCUCUGACGAUGACGAAUGAGGAGUUUGACAACAAAUACCUUAUCGAAGUUACUAAAGACGACGUCAAAGAUAAGGAGAAUGAGAAUGAUCAGCGAGAUGAUGAAGCUGCUGAACCUAGGAGGCCGAAGACAGCGCAAGAUUUGGUAAAGGAGAAAAUAAUUGAGGAGUACAAUCAACUGAGCCGGGAUCGUAAGAUGUUACAACAGUACAUAUUUACCGAGGGUGAUAGUAAGUGGCCGCUGCCGGUCAACAUCAAACGUCUCAUAAAGAACGCACAGCAAAAGUUUAAUAUCAGACCUUCGCGCAGGACGACCAGCGAUCUACAAUUCAUAGACGUCAUAAACAGCGUGGAGGAGGUCAUAACCAAACUGGAGGUGGUUAAGGGUAGUGAUCAGAUUAGCAUCGAAGCUCAAUCAAACGCUACCAUGUUGUUCAAAAUUUUAUUGAGGUCGUGGUUAGCGAGUCGGCGGGUGAUCGAAGAAUUCCAUCUCAAUUCUCAAGCAUUGAAAUGGGUGUUGGGUGAAGUUGAAGCAAGAUUCCGAAAGGCCCUUGUUGCUCCGGGUGAAAUGGUCGGAACCAUUGCUGCACAAUCUAUAGGAGAACCUGCGACGCAGAUGACUCUGAACACUUUCCAUUAUGCUGGUGUGUCCAGUAAAAACGUCACCCUUGGUGUGCCUCGUCUCAAGGAAAUCAUCAACGUCGCCAAAAAUAUAAAGACGCCGUCGGUUCACAUAUACUUGAUAGAAGAGUGUGCCGGUGACAUGAAUAGUGCCAAGGAAAUUCAGAGUAUGAUCGAAUAUACCACACUAAAGACCGUGACGCAACGCACGGAAAUUUGGUAUGAUCCCAAAAUUCAAAGCUCUGACAUAGAAGCGGACAGGGAAUUUGUGGAACUAUACUACCAGAUGGAAGAUGAUGAGAUGACCAAUGGUUACCAGUCUCCCUGGGUUUUACGAUUUGAACUUAAUGAGAUGGCUAUGCUCGAUAAAAAAUUACAUAUGGACACAGUUGGAAACAAGAUACAGGAAAAUUUCUCGGCCGACAUUCAGGUAAUAUGGAGUGAUGACAAUGCUGAAAAUAAGGUCAUACGUUGUCGUAUUAAGAUUGAAUCCGGCAAGGAUCACACCGACGAGGUCGGAAACAGAAUUGAAGAAGACGUGUUUUUGAGACGCGUUGAAAACAAUAUGCUUUCAAACAUCGGUCUGAGUGGAAUCAAGAAUAUAAAACGUGUAUAUUUGACUGAUAGUCAGAAAACGCGUAUCUCCGUCGAUGACUCUGGAAAAAUUGUUAAGGGCAACGAAUGGAUUCUUGAAACCGAUGGUACGAACCUACUAGAGGUGCUCAAUGUGGAAAAUGUAGAUCACAGACGUACCUACUCCAACAACUGUGUUGAAAUCAUGGAGGUUCUGGGAAUUGAAGCGACAAGAGCUGCUUUGUUGAAGGAACUUCGCGGAGUAAUAGAAUUUGACGGUUCCUAUGUAAACUAUCGUCAUCUGGCACUUUUGUGUGAUGUAAUGACAUCCCGUGGUUACCUGAUGGCUAUCACUCGGCACGGGAUCAAUCGAGCGGAAACUGGUGCCUUGAUGAGGUGUUCCUUCGAAGAGACAGUUGAAAUUCUCAUGGAAGCGGCAGCAGCUGGAGAGAUUGAUGAUUGCAAAGGGGUCGCGGAGAACAUCAUGCUCGGCCAAGUCGCACCCUUGGGCACCGGUGAAUUUGACGUAUAUCUUGAUCAAGAAAUGCUGAAAACAACUGCACCUUCGAUAGAAGGACAAAACAAAUCGAUAUCUUUUGAGACUCGUCGUACAACAGGAGCCAUGACUCCUUCACACAUACCAAUGACACCAUUUACGAUCGGAAGUCACACUCCGGCGUAUAUGAUGUCUCCCUCGUAUGGUAGUAAAUCUCCUCAGUAUUAUGCACCUACAUCCCCAGCAUUUUCACCGGUGCUCGAACCCACGGGCUCUAAGGCUAUCACAGUCGGACAGAAUUACCCAUGGUCAAGCCCGUAUAAUUCAAGCAGUCCCGCUUAUGGUCCAUCUUCACCACAGUAUUCCCCGAGUUCGCCUUCUGCGGCACCUUUUGCACACUCUCCGGCUCCUGCGUUUACUCCGCAGAGCCCCGCUUACAGCCCCACAAGUCCGUCUUAUUCUCCUACAAGUCCACAGGCAAGUUAUGGCCUUGGUAACAUGCCCAAUGCAACACCCUCGAAUUAUAGACCGACGACCAGUCCCACGUACUCGCCUACCAGUCCUUCAUAUUCACCCAACUCUCCAAGCUACUCUCCAACGUCUCCAAGCUAUACGCCCACCUCUCCUAAUUAUACACCUACCUCUCCAAAAUAUUCACCCACCUCUCCAAAUUAUUCACCCACCUCUCCAAGUUAUUCACCAACAUCACCUAAUUAUACACCGACGUCGCCAAGAUAUUCUCCCACAGCAACGGCCCAGCAUUAUUCACCCACAUCGCCAAUUUAUUCGCCAACGUCUCCAACAUACUCGCCAACAUCCCCUCAUUACUCACCUACGUCACCUUCGUAUUCCCCAACCUCGCCUGUAUAUACACCAUCAUCACCGAGUGCAACCAAUUACGCAUCAACUGUAAACUCCACGUAUAGUCCAGUGUCAUCUAUAGGUACCGUUCAGAGUGGUAUGGCAUCAGCGACGUAUAGUCCUACAUCAGUGGUUAGCCACUCAACAAUCAAUUCUGGCUCUCCAGCAUCACCACGAUAUAGCCCUACGUCACCUGCUUAUUCACCGUAA